AAGACAUUUUAGGAUCACUGGAUCUAAGGUGGUACGAUGAGCAGAUGAGUUUUGACCAAAUCUCGUGCAAUCUGGUUUUGCUGGAAACUACUACUGAAUAAACUGGGGGACGCGGGGGCGCGCUCAAGGGGGACGGAGCGCGCGGCCCCGGUAUCAAGUUACAGUCCCAGACUUUUCAAGGCAACAUUUCUUCCUCCAUCGCAAAAGUGGGGGAUGGUGAACGCUAUUUCUUUUCUUCAAACUUUUUAAAGGAACGAAAAACGGAGCUGGGGUAAACUUUGUGCUGGAAUUUAAAACGCAACUUUUGUUUACACCUUUUACGCAGCGCAUUUGUACGAUGAAGAGAUUUUCAACAGUAUGUGAGAGAGAAAGGAGGCAUAAAAAACUUUGGAAUCGGAAGAAAAUACAUUUCUUUUAAAGAGGAAAAUGUCGAAUCGAGAAUCUAGGAAAUAUCCACACUUUGACUUGGUUUGAAACCUUCAAGCGCAUCGCGAACAAGUGGAGAUCGACAGUUUAUUUGGAAACUUUUGAUGAAACAUCGCUACAUUGUUGGGUCUCCAAGAUGUCCUCCAAGCGACUCUGCUCCAUUGUUGGAGGCUUUUGGAUGCUUUGUAUCUGGGCAACAACCUCUAUAAUCACUCAGGCGGUUAUCUUGCACCCAAAUGAAACGGUAUUCAGCGACUUUUGUAAAAAAUCGACAACUUGUGAAGUACUAAAAUACAAUACGUGCCUUGGUUCACCUUUGCCGUACACGCACACGUCUCUCAUUCUGGCUGAAGACUCAGAAACUCAAGAAGAAGCCUUGGAGAAAUUGGCCAUGUGGUCUGGGUUGAGAAACGCUCCCCGCUGUUGGGCUGUCAUUCAGCCGUUGCUGUGUGCUGUUUACAUGCCAAAAUGCGAGAAUGGAAAGGUCGAACUGCCCAGCCAGCACCUGUGCCAAGCUACACGCAAACCUUGCAGUAUUGUGGAGCGGGAAAGGGGCUGGCCCAACUUCCUCAAGUGUGAAAACAAGGAGCAGUUCCCUAAGGGUUGCCAGAAUGAGGUCCAGAAGAUCAAAUUCAACACUUCAGGACAGUGUGAGGCUCCCUUGGUCAAAACCGACAUCCAGGCAAGUUGGUACAAGGACGUGGAAGGUUGUGGGAUCCAGUGCAACAAUCCCCUGUUCACGGAUGAGGAGCACUCAGACAUGCAUAACUACAUUGCCAUCUUCGGCUCCAUCACUCUCUUAUGUACCUUCUUUACGCUGGCCACGUUUCUCGCCGAUUGGAAGAAUUCCAACCGUUAUCCCGCUGUGAUCCUCUUUUACAUCAACGCAUGUUUCUUCAUCGGGAGUAUUGGAUGGCUCGCUCAGUUCAUGGAUGGAGCCCGCAAGGAGAUUGUGUGCAAAAGCGACGACACUAUGCGGCUUGGAGAGCCAUCAUCCACUGAGACGCUGUCAUGUGUGAUUAUCUUCGUCAUGGUAUAUUAUUCUCUAAUGUCUGGGGUCAUUUGGUUUGUUAUGCUCACUUAUGCCUGGCACUCAUCGUUUAAAGCCCUGGGCACCACCCAUCAGCCUCUGUAUGGAAAAACAUCCUAUUUUCAUCUGGUCACAUGGUCUAUUCCUUUCAUACUGACAGUUGCUAUACUGGCCAUUGCAGAGGUGGAUGGAGAUUCGGUUAGCGGCAUUUGCUUUGUUGGCUAUAAGAACUACAGAUACCGUGCAGGGUUUGUUUUGGCUCCUAUCGGGGUGGUCCUUGUCGUUGGCGGUUAUUUCCUGAUACGAGGGGUUAUGACAUUGUUUUCCAUUAAAAGUAACCAUCCGGGGCUGCUCAGUGAAAAAGCUGCUAGUAAAAUCAAUGAAACCAUGCUGAGGCUUGGUAUAUUUGGAUUCUUAGCCUUUGGUUUUGUUUUAAUCACUUUCGGCUGCCAUUUCUAUGACUUUUUCAACCAAGCUGAGUGGGAAAAAAGCUUCAGGGAAUAUGUACUAUGUGAGGCUAAUGUCACCAUAGCUCACCAGACCAACAAGCCGAUUCCAGAGUGUGCCAUCAAGAACAGGCCUAGUCUGCUGGUGGAGAAAAUCAACCUCUUCUCCAUGUUCGGUACAGGCAUUGCAAUGAGCACAUGGGUCUGGACGAAGGCCACCAUCCUUAUCUGGAAACGCACCUGGUUCAGAAUCAUUGGAAGAAGUGACGAUGAGCCGAAACGAAUUAAGAAGAGUAAAAUGAUUGCCAAGGCAUUCUCAAAGCGAAAAGAACUGCAGAAGGAUCCAGAGAAAGAGCUGUCCUUCAGCAUGCACACUGUUUCUCAUGAAGGACCUGUAGCGGGUAUCAACUUUGACCUGAAUGAGCCGUCAAUGGAAAUGUCUUCUGCGUGGGCCCAACAUGUGACCAAGAUGGUAGCUAGAAGAGGGGCAAUUUUACCACAGGAUAUCUCAGUUACGCCCACUGGAACACCUGUUCCACCUCCAGAGGAAAGGAACAAACUUUGGAUGGUUGAAGCAGAAAUUUCUCCUGAAAUGAUGAAAAGAAAGAAGAAGAAAAAGAGAAGGAAGGAAUUACGGCCAACGGGUCCUGCAGCGGACGAAGGGAAGACUGCCUACCACUGGAGGGAGUUUGGCCCCAGCUCAGUCCCCCGUCUCCCAAAACUUCCAGGUCGCCAGAGUCUGGUGGCUAACCAGUGGGAGCAGCAGCAACAGCGGCAGGAGGAACAGGAUAUGCUACCUGGAGCCUUCCCUGAAUUCAGGCCUUCGUGUCCUCUUCCUUACCAGGAGAGAUAUGGUGGUUUGGGAUAUUUACACAAUAAACCCUCCAGCCUCCCCCUUGCUAAUCCCCUGACGCUAAGAGAUAGCAUGCAAGAUGAUUCAGAUGGCUUCCAGCAAUCAUCAUGGCACCCUAAUUGGGUUUUCCGGCACCUUGGGCAGGAGGCUUCCGUGAUGGAUGCUGGCAGGACUGCGGUUGUGCCAUGGGCCGAUGGCAGGAGGUGUAUACCAAUACACUCCAGAACAAAUCUUAUGGAGGCCGAGCUAUUGGAUGCUGGCUCAGAUUUUUAAAUCUUUGGAGUUGUUGGUGCUCAUUUUGCGCAGUGAAAAGUGCUGGAUACUCAUGCCAAACAAUGAAGCAGAAGUGGGUUCCAGCUGCUGUGCCAGCUCUGCUUGGAAUAAAAAAAAUUUUAUGAACCUCUCAUGAUAAUGAGACUUAUGAACUGGAUAUAUGAAACAUUAUUAAAUAGUCAUAAAGACAUUUGUGCCUUCAACUUGGAUUUUAAAUCAUCCCACAUGUGAUUGUGGAGACAAUGCAUAUUGUUCAGUUUGCUAGCAGGGCUAAUAUGACAUCAUUUAGAUUCCUUUCUUUGUUUGGAACAGGUUCUUGUGUUAAGGGGCUUUAUUUAAGAAUGCCACAUAAUUCGGAUCUUAGCUUAAAGGGGAAUUGUGUGAUUUCUGCAGCACUGGAGUUACCAAACGAAAUCUGCCCAUCUGUCAUUGGUCAGUAAAAAAGAUAGCCCCACCCAGAAUACAUGCCAUUGACUGAGCCAGUGUUGCUGUGUUGGCAUAAUCAAAAAUAACCAUUUUUAAAGGGUUACUCCACCCCAAAAUCAAAAUGUUGUCAUUAAUAGCUUACCCCCAUGUUGUUCCAAACCCAUAAAAGCUCCAUUCGUCUUCGGAACACAAUUUAAGAUUUUUUGGAUGAAAACCAGGAGGCUUGUGACUGUCCCAUAGACUGCCAAGUAAAUAACAGUGUAAAGGUCCAUAAAAAUUACAACAGUCUGCAUAUGCUCUUCUGUGUCAUCUGAGCCACAAGGGUGCACCGUUUUAUUUCAAAUCAAAGCUAAAUACGUAGAAACAGUGCAUCCUUGUGGCGCG
Molecule: messenger RNA, 3838 nt
Organism: Carassius carassius (crucian carp)
Lineage: Eukaryota; Metazoa; Chordata; Actinopteri; Cypriniformes; Cyprinidae
Product: protein smoothened-like
Exons: 12
Coding region: 563-3028 (821 amino acids)
Biological process (GO): central nervous system development; positive regulation of smoothened signaling pathway; smoothened signaling pathway
Cellular component (GO): cilium; plasma membrane; dendrite
Molecular function (GO): patched binding; transmembrane signaling receptor activity
Source: RefSeq, a predicted model, not a curated record